Rhodamnia argentea is the source of this 2483-nucleotide messenger RNA. RefSeq names its product transmembrane 9 superfamily member 2-like. The transcript is spliced from 10 exons. NCBI's taxonomy places the organism in Eukaryota, Viridiplantae, Streptophyta, Magnoliopsida, Myrtales, Myrtaceae. The coding region runs from base 494 to 2257 and encodes 587 amino acids. Gene Ontology annotation, biological process: protein localization to membrane. The record is from RefSeq and is a predicted model, not a curated record. Gene Ontology annotation, cellular component: membrane.
GGAUCCGAGCCAGCGAAUUCCAUUGACUUUGCUCGCAUCGACAGUCAACGCACCAUGAAUCGCGCCGAGUCGGACUUCGCCGUCGUCUUCGUCAGGACAUACACAAUGCCGGGCUACGAACCCCUAUUCAACUUCGUAAACGAAGGGAUUGGUACUGGACCUGGAUAGAGGUGAUCCAAGACCACUUGGCACUUAUUCUGUUUGUUAAGAAUGAGGAUGCAUUUAUUUCAGCUCUAAAGCUUCUCAGUGUGCAAAGCUUCCUCAUGGGAAGACAAUAUGUGAAUUCAGAAGCUCACGAAAGCUCUAAAAUGUUCUCCAGAAGGCUACUAAAUUUCCAGAUUUUGAAUUCCAGGUCAUGGACCAUCAAGAUCACAAGUUUGUAAGAGGUGGACGUGCCUAGUUCAUCUGCCAUUGGUGGUCCAAACAAGGUCCUCCCUUAAUGCUUCAGGGCUCCUAAAAUCACAGUUAGUUUGAUCUCAACAUUGGAUAUAACAUGGGAAUGGAGAAAUAUGUGGUACUUCUAGCUGUUCCUCUUCUUGUCAUUUGUUACUUCAGUCAUGUGAGAUCAGAUUUGCUGGAGCAUCGGUACAAUGUUGACGAUGCAAUUCCUCUUUACGUCAACAAAGUUGGUCCAUUUGAAAAUCCAAGCGAAACAUAUGGUUAUUACAGUCUUCCAUUUUGUCGACCAGAUCGUAUGGAGGAGAAGCAGCAGACUUUCGGUGAGAUAUUGAUUGGAGAUCGCUUUGUAACUGCUCCAUUCAAUGCUAAAUUUCUACAGCGGAAAGAUCAAGAGGUCGCAUGUGCAAAGAAGUUGACAAGUGGAGAAGUCUCUCAGUUUCAAGCUGCAAUUAAGCAGGGUUAUUACUUUCAGAUGUACUGUGAUGACUUGCCAAUCUGGGGGUUUAUAGGAAAGUUUGGCAGAUCAUCAAAAAAUAAGUCAGAGCACAAAUAUCUCCUUUACCAGCAUUUUGAAUUUGAAAUCUUUUUCAAUAAGGAUCAAAUAAUAGAGACUCAUUUGUUGAUGAACCCUAAUGAGGUGGUGGAGUUGACUGAAGGCAGGGAAGUGGACAUAAAGAUACUGUACAGUGUGCAUUGGAUAGAAACGAACGCACAUUUCAAUGAAAGGAUGAAGAAAUAUUCAGUGUCAAGGCAUUCUACAACACACUAUUUUUCAAUUAUCAAUGCAUGUGGGACGUUUCUGAUUCUGUUUGGAUGCCUUCUGAUUUACUAUAUGAGAGUCAUCCGGAAGGAUUUCUAUGAUUUGAUACCUGAAGACGCAGCAGUAGACAGAGAGCAGACAGGAUGGAAGUGCAUCCGCACUGAUGUCUUCCGGUACCCAGAGCACAGGUCUUUGUUUGCUGCAGCCCUCGGUUCUGGUGCUCAGUUGUGCAUUCUAGCCUCAUUUACUUUACUACUUGGGCUUCUGGGUGUAUAUUAUCCAUACAACCGAGGAAAUUUGUUCAUAGCAUUGAUAGUCCUGUACACCAUGACAUCUGGCUUUGCUGGAUAUUUAGCCGUCUUGUUCUACUGUCAGAUUGAGGGAAAGAAUUGGGGCAAAAAUUUGCUGCUGACAGGGUCCUUAUCAUUUGUGCCGCUGUUCCUCAUAUUCUGCUUCCUUAAUACUGUCGCGGUGUCUUACCAAGCAAAUGCAGCACUUCCUCUGGGAACAAUCUUGUUAUUACUGUUCAUUUGGAUAUCACUUGCAUUACCAUUGCUUGUUCUUGGUGGAAUAUCUGGGAAAAAGAGCCACGGUGAGUUUAAAGCCUCUUGUGAGACUUCGAAGUGCCCCAGAGAGGUCCCGUCACUGCGAUGGUACAGGGGCACUCUUCCACAGAUGGUCCUGGCAGGUUUAUUACCUUUUUCUACGAUCUACAUUCAGCUGUAUUACAUAUUUGCCAGCAUGUGGGGUCAUAGGGUCUACACCCAUUAUAACACAAUAUUUGUCAUCUUCGUUAUUCUGCUCAUCACAACUUCGUUAAUCACCGUGGCUCUGACGCACUUUCAGCUAGCUGCUGAAGAUCAUCGAUGGUGGUUGAGGUCCUUUCUGUGCGGUGGAUCGGUUGGUCUGUAUGUCUAUGGUUUCUGCUUCUAUUACUACUAUUGGAGGUCGAACUUCUCCGGCUUCUUACAACUCUCUUUCUUCUUUGGGUAUAUGGCUUGGAUCUGCUAUUGCAUCUUCCUCAUGUGCGGGUCCGUGGGAUUCUACGCAUCUCUGCUGUAUGUCCAGCACAUAUACAGCUCUAUCAAGAGCGACUAACAGUGUUUAUGCUCCAAUAAAGCUUCAAAGUCCCAUCACGUUCCUUCCUAUUGGAUGAAAUACCAUGAGGCGCCGUCUGCUGUGUCUGGUCAGGACAUGGGCAGGAGCUGUUGAUCUUACACAUGGCCGCUCUAUGCCGGCUCGGUCUUCUGUCUUAGCCAUCUCUGAUAUGUACAGAUGAUGCCAGGUUUUCUCCAUGACAUUACUAAUGUUGUUAAUCGAUCAU